UUCUGUUUGUAAAUGAUUUGGAAAUUAUGGCAUAUACUGAUGCUAUACCAAAUUCAUGCAAAUAAAGCAAAUGUCUGUAAUUUUUCAUAUGUUGGCAAGAUAGCCUGUUAUAUUGACUCUUGGUGGUCGUUUAAAGUUUUAGCUUAUUAGUCAUCAUUUUCACUAGGUAAUGUUUUUGGAAGAAGAACAGAGAAGCAUAUAAGGAAGAAAAGAGAAACAUUUGUUGUAGCAGUGACAUACCAAAUUUCAUUUUGUGAAGUAUUUGAAAUCCUGUGUUAUGACUUUUUUAAUGUUUUCUUCUAUUGCCACUCAUUUAAAAUAUCUUAAAUGUAGGAUUGAUUUGCUUAGCUAUCUUUCCUGAAAUAACUGUUCUUGAAACCAAUACAUUUCUUUUUGUUGUUGUUGUUUGUUUGGGGGGUAAUAGGUUUACAUAUUUAUGUUUUAAUGGAGGUGCUGGGGAUUGAACCCAGGACCUUGUGCAUGCUGAGCAUGCGCUCUACCACUGAGCUACACCCUCCUCCCUGAUCAUUCAUACCUUUGAUUUUCUGCAGGAUAGCUGAUUUUUUUAAUAGGAGCUCUUUAUUUAUUAGGGAGAAAAGCCGUUUGUGAUAUGAAUUGGAAGUACUUUCCUCACUUAUGUUUUUUGGGUUUUUAAAAUCUUUGACUUUGUUCAUGUUUUUUUCUUUUAUCAUGAAGAAUUUAAAAAUUUUUUAUCAUGAAAUUUGUCUGUCUUUUAUGACUUCUGCAUCUUGUGACACCCUUAAACUUUCCCUAGUCCAAGAUUAUAAAAACAAAAUUCUCCCAUGUGUUUUUCUAGUACUUUAAGGCUCUCCUCCCUCCCCCACAUUUAACUCUUAGAUGCAUCUGGAAUUUGGUUUUGUGUUAGACGUGAAGUCUGAGUCUGCCUUCUUUUCUUUAGACAGCUAAAGUCUUACCCCCACUGAUUUGAAAUGUCACUUUUUAUACUGUGUCCUCUUGAUUAAGGAUAGUAAGAGCAAUUUUAAAUAUUAACUUUAAUUUUGUUAGAGUGGUACUCAGGUGUCUAGGGUAGUGAUUUCUGAUCUCUCAGCGUGCCUGUCAGGAUCCUGUACGAACCACAGCCCCCUUCUCUCCCUGACAUAAUCCUGCUGCCGUAAGCUGCUACUACUGAGGGGAUGUGUCUUGCUCAAGUGUUUUGGGCCAAGAAGUAGUUUUAAACCACUGAUCCAGGAAUUUCCCCUUGGGGGGGCCUCAUCUUUCACACAGCCUUAUAAAUGUCACCUGUGGCCAGAGAGCCACCUCGUAAAUCCAAGGUUGUCACUUUAAUGAGAAAAGAGCCUCAACAAGAGUUCAGAAGUAAAGGGAGAAUCUUUCCAAAGAAAACUAAGCUCUUCACUUUUAAGUCAUUAGUUUCUGAUCCUCAGGUUGUUUUCCCACUUUAGAAUCGUAGUCGAUUUCUACAACUUUACAUUGGUAGAUUUCCUUUGGUGGGCCGUGUGUCCUCCUGGGGAAAAGACCUGCACACUUGGGUGGUAUUAUGACUGUCUGGCACGAUGAAGAGCUGGGGUGGAAGGAUAAGAGUCAUCUUGCCUAAUGUAAAACUGUUUAGUCAAAAAAGGGUGUGGCCAUUUAAAAAGUAGAAUUCUCAGGGUACCACUGACUAUAAUGGCUCGUCGAGUUCUACGCAAGUGGGACUGGAGGAGGAGGCCUGUCUGGUAGACUGAUGCCACUGGGUAGGGCUCGUGCGCCCAAGGAGCGUUCUGCCAAGUGUUUGAGCCACCUGGUUUGAUUUGGGGAGGGAUGUGCAAUGGCUUUUCAUUUCAUCCAAUAUUAUAAAAUUGUUCUUUUACUUGGGCUAUUCAAAGGGUAGCUUGUCACUUUGAACUUUGAGGUAGCAAAUGUGCUCUGUGCUUUGAAGUCCUGGUGGCAGUAACACCUCAGAGGAGGGACUGGUGCUAACUUCCUCUCUCAGUUUGCGUGUUAACCCUUGGGCAUCUCGUCCACUGGAGGAGUUAGGUGCAGAUGUAAAAUAGGGAGCAAAGCUGGGACAGUCAUGAAAGGGUUUUUCUUUGAUGUAAGCUGUUUUUCACAUAUGCUUUUAUUAAUUAGUUUGUUCUGGAGACUGUUAGACACUUAAAAAAUAAAUUUACAAAGGAUACAGUGGAGCUCCAUUUAACUGGCCAUGUUGAAGUAAAGAAAUAAUAUCCCCUUUAUUUAUAGGCUUAAUUAUAUGUUACUGUUGGCUAAUAUAGUCCAUGUGAUUAUGAUGUCUGGGAGACAGGCCUGGGGUACCGUUAUGAGCAACAGCUAAUGCAAUUCUACAUAUUAAAUACUAGGAUUUAAGGGAAGACCCUCACACAGAUUCUACAUAUCUACUUAGUGGUCAUUUUCCUCUUUUUUCCUUCCUGUUCCAUUUCCACUCAAAAGUCAUGUUGGUAGAGUCAUGCUGGCAUGCCCCUGCGUAACUCAGUAUCUGAGUCCUGGAAACGAAUUUCACUUACCAGCUGCCCCUUUUAGCUUUGGCCAGGGAUGUUACACUUGAUAAGCUUUCCCCACUCUUAACUUCCUCCUGCCUCACCCAUCAUCUUCCUUUCCACUGACUGUCCAUUCAGAUGAGUUGUAACCAUCGGAUCAUUCAGCAACUGAACCAAUUCACCCACCAAUGGGAAGGUCCCACAUUGGGGGAUACUUACCCCUUCCAGACCCUUCCUGAGGAAAACAAGUUUCCUUCCGUGUGGCAGGAGUAAAUUUUAUAUUUGUUUGGCCUUGUGACUGAUAGGAUGGGAAGUUGGGGGACGAUUGGAGAGGAGAUGGCUGCUUUAACCGAGAAAAAACACUUAGUAGAAACUCUGCCUCUGCCUUCUUCGGGUGUGUCCCUCUUCUGGGCAUCUCUUCAGGAUUUCAUUCCUCCGUCCAACUGCCGUUCACAACUGCCCUUUCCAACGGCUCCAGAACUCUUGGCCUUGGCAUUCCGUGAUGUAAAUUAUUCCACGCAUGGCUCGAAAUGGGUGCGAAGCAGUGUUGCCAGGUGUCGGAUCACUAGUUUGUCAUGGAUGAUGAUGAUGACUCGUGUCUCCUUGAUCUUAUUGGAGACCCACAAGCAUUGAACUAUUUUCUACAUGGACCUAGUAACAAAUCGAGCAAUGAGGACCUGACUAAUACAGGAUAUUCUGCAGCCAAUUCAAAUUCAAUUUUUGCCAACUCUAGUAAUGCUGAUCCUAAGUCAUCCCUCAAAGCUGUAAGCAGCCAGCUUGGAGAAGGGCCCAGUGAUGGACUGCCACUUUCAAGUAGCCUUCAGUUUCUCGAAGAUGAACUUGAGUCUUCUCCUCUUCCUGAUCUCAGUGAGGACCAACCUUUCGACAUUCUUCAGAAAUCCUUGCAAGAGGCCAAUAUCACUGAACAAACAUUGGCAGAAGAGGCAUAUUUGGACGCCAGUAUAGGUUCAAGCCAACAGUUUGCACAAGCUCAGCUUCAUCCCUCUUCAUCAGCAUCCUUUACUCAGGCUUCUAAUGUUUCUAAUUACUCAGGUCAGACGCUGCAGCCUAUAGGGGUGACUCAUGUGCCUGUUGGAGCAUCGUUUGCAAGCAAUACAGUGGGUGUGCACCAUGGCUUUAUGCACCACGUGGGGAUCAGUGUGCCCAGCCAGCAUUUGUCUAACAGCAGUCAGAUUAGUGGUUCUGGUCAAAUACAGUUAAUUGGGUCAUUUGGUAAUCAACCUUCCAUGAUGACUAUUAAUAACCUAGAUGGAUCUCAAAUCAUAUUAAAGGGCAGUGGGCAACAGCCCCCAUCAAAUGUGAGUGGAGGGCUCCUGGUUCACAGACAGACUCCUAACGGCAACUCCUUGUUUGGGAACUCCAGUUCCAGUCCAGUAGCACAGCCUGUUACCGUUCCAUUUAACAGCACAAAUUUUCAAACGUCUUUACCUGUGCAUAACAUCAUCAUACAAAGGGGUCUUGCACCAAAUUCAAAUAAAGUCCCGAUUAAUAUCCAGCCAAAGCCUAUCCAGAUGGGUCAGCAAAACACAUACAAUGUGAACAAUUUGGGAAUACAGCAGCACCACGUUCAACAAGGGAUCUCUUUCGCCUCUGCAAGCUCACCCCAGGGCUCGGUGGUUGGUCCGCACAUGUCAGUGAACAUUGUCAACCAACAGAACACAAGGAAACCAGUCACGUCACAGGCAGUGAGCAGCGCGGGGGGCAGCAUCGUUAUUCAUUCUCCCAUGGGCCAGCCUCACACACCCCAAAGUCAGUUCCUUAUACCUACAAGCCUUUCCGUCAGUUCCAACUCGGUACACCACGUCCAGACCAUAAAUGGGCAACUUCUUCAGACUCAACCCUCUCAGCUCAUUUCUGGCCAGGUGGCCUCAGAGCAUGUCAUGUUGAACAGAAACUCCUCCAACAUGCUCAGGACCAACCAACCGUAUUCUGGACAGAUGCUUAACAACCAGAACACCGCCGUCCAGUUAGUGUCUGGGCAGACAUUCGCUGCCUCUGGAAGUCCAGUGAUAGUCAAUCACGCCUCUCCUCAGAUUGUUGGUGGACAGAUGCCCUUGCAGCAGGCGUCACCGACCGUAUUGCACCUGUCCCCUGGGCAGAGCAGCGUCUCCCAAGGAAGACCGGGCUUCACCACCAUGCCCUCAGUGACGAGCAUGUCAGGACCUAGUCGGUUCCCUGUGGUCAGCUCCUCCAGCACUGCCCAUCCUAGUCUCGGGUCUGCGGUUCAGUCUGGUGCAACAGGAUCAAACUUUACGGGAGAUCAGCUGACCCAGCCAAACAGGACUCCAGUACCGGUCAGUGUGUCUCAUCGUCUUCCAGUUCCUUCUUCCAAAUCUACCAGCACCUUCAGCACCACACCCGGGGUGGGAGCCCAGCAGCAGUUCUUCUGUCAGGCUCAGAAAAAAAGUUUGAAUCAGACAUCCCCCAUUUCUGCUCCCAAGACAGCAGAUGGCCUGAGGCAAGCACCCAUCCCCGGCCUCCUGAGCACCACACUGCCAGGGCAGGAUUCUGGAAGCAAAGUUAUACCGGCGUCCUUAGGAACGGCACAGCCACAGCAGGAAAAAGGAGUUGGAUCAUCUCCUGGCCAGCCAGCUGUGCAGGUGGAUAGUCAUUCGGGAGGACAGAAGAGGCCUGCUGCAAAACAGCUAACGAAAGGAGCUUUCAUUCUCCAGCAGUUACAGAGGGACCAAGCCUACGCUGUGACACCUGACAAAAGUCACUUCCGCUCACUGAGUGACGCGGUGCAGAGGCUGCUCUCCUACCACGUGUGCCAGGGCUCCAUGCCCUCGGAGGAAGACCUGAAGAAAGUUGACAAUGAAUUUGAAACAGUUGCCACUCAGCUCCUAAAAAGGACCCAAGCUAUGCUUAACAAGUACAGAUGCCUGCUCCUGGAAGACGCCAUGCGGAUCAAUCCCUCUGCUGAGAUGGUGAUGAUCGAUAGAAUGUUUAACCAGGAAGAAAGAGCUUCUCUGUCCCGGGACAAGCGUCUGGCACUUGUAGACCCUGAGGGUUUUCAGGCUGAUUUCUGUUGUUCCUUCAAAUUUGAUAAGGCUGCUCAUGAGACGCAGUUUGGCCGGAGUGACCAGCAUGGCUGUAAAACAACCAGCUCUGUGCAUCUGACGGCUAAGGCCCAGGGUAGAGACCGAGCCAAACCAGGCCAGGCAGAACCAACGAAUCAUGACCAGUUUCAUCUAGUGCCUAAUCACAUCGUGGUCUCUGCAGAAGGAAACACUUCUAAAAAAACCGAAUGCCUCGGUAGAGCACCAAAAUUUGACAAAAUGGGCUUAGUUCAGUACCGGAGUGCAUCCGAAGACAAAACCAGCCGGAGAGACUCAGUGAAAGGUGGCGAGUGCUCUCCUGGCCCCGAAGGGCACCGGAAGAACUCGUCCAGACCUGAUCAUGGUCCUGAGAGCAAACUCUCAAGCAUCCUAGUGGAUUCUCACCUGGAGAUGACGUGUAACAGCUCCUUCCAGGACAAGACUCUGAGGAGUUCUCCAAAGAAUGAAGUUUUACACACAGACAUCAUGAAAGGGUCUGGUGAGCCCCAGCCUGACCUCCAGCUCACUAAGAGUUUAGAAACAACUUUUAAGAAUAUCUUGGAACUCAAAAAGGCUGGGCGGCAGCCCCAAAGUGACCCCACGGUUAGCGGCUCUGUUGAGUUAGAUUUCCCCAAUUUUUCUCCAAUGGCUUCGCAGGAAAACUGCCUGGAAAAGUUCAUCCCGGACCACAAUGAAGGCGUUGUAGAAACUGAUUCCAUUUUAGAAGCAGCUGUAAAUAGUAUCCUAGAGUGUUAGUAGCCACAGGCCCCCUGCCCCGCCCCGAGACCCCGCCCCGGACAAGUUACAUCCUUUCCUGGCAAAAGCAAUGGAAACGGUCUCCUGUCUCCAGCCUGCUUGAUCUUUCAUCACAGGUUAUUCUUUCUAAUCUCAAUCCCAUUCUUUGUUUAAGAGCAAUACUCGUCGUGGUUACAGGGAAAUCCUCUAGUAAAACUGAUCCUUGUUAGAAAGCAGUCUGAUAGGCCCUACACAUUUCAAGUGUUUUGAAAGUGCUUAGUCAUUUUUUAAAAUUUGUUUUAUUUAAAAAACAAAAAAACACUGUAACUCAAUGAGAUCACAGUACACUUGACCCUGGGUAAAAUUCUGACAAUCAUAAGUCAUUUGAAAAGAACAGACUUACUAAAGAAAAUCAAACAGGACUGGUAGAAGACACUUUUUAAAGAGUAUCCCACUGCAUCUCCAAAUUUUGGCUUUGGGGGGCUUUGGGGUUGUCGUUGGCCAGGAGACCGUGCGGCUCUCCCCCGGCCGUCCCUGAGCAGAUAGUCCUGGCUCCGCGGGGCCCCGCAGCCCCAGUGCGAGCACCCGUAGCGCACGAGCCCGGCUCUGCAGGGCUUCCUUGUUCAUCGUUCAAGUGCUUUUCUGACGCUCCUGGAGCAAAACUCACCUCUUCAGCACACCCGCAUCGAAUUUCAUCUAGGGAAUACUUGGUUCUGAGUUGUGACAGCAUGACCUGAGGUAAUUUCACCAGGCUACAAAAAGGAAAAUGGAAACCGGUGAAUUGGCGCGUGUACGGGGGAGGCCGGGCUAGAGCCCUGAGGGAUCGAAUGUGUAUAUAUGUAAAAGCAUACAUAUGUCAACUAUUGAGAAAAACCAAGCGUUUUGCAUUCUGUAAUUGGAUCUAGUCAACAUACGAUGUAUGUUUUUGUUGGUUUGCUGGGUUUGUUUCAUUUUACCUCUCUUUGCACCCUCUCCCACUACAAAUAGCCAAGCGUCAAAAGCACUUUCAUUUGAAAACUAUGUUGUAAUUUCUUAUCUUAAACUGUAAGGGGACUUUGGCCUUGUUUCCGCUUCUUGUUGUCUGAGAACAGUAGUCACUCCCGGCAGCAAUCAUUACCAAAACACAGACAAACCAAAGGUAACCAGGCAGCCCACCACUGAGAGGAAAGAUCUGAGACACGGGAUUCCCACUCGAGAUCCAAAGGACAAGCCCUGUCAUUGUUUGUGUUUGGCCCAUGUUCAUGAUCGUGAGCGUGACUUACUGCUUUAUUUAUUUAUAUUUCUUUUCAGGGAGCUUUCCCCAUUUUCCUUUCUUGUAUACCUGCCCCAGGUCAUCCCAUUUCUGUGGUCACUUUCAUUCUCAACGUCAUGGUAACCAUCAGUAUCUCCUAGCACUGGGAAAGCUACAUACGGUAUUUUAUAUGUAGCCUCGUACACACCUGUGUGCACGUGCUGAGCUGCUCAGACCCAGAGGUCGUUUUGGCUGCAGUGUGUGCACACUCACUCUCCCUCUCGUGUGCAUGGGCUCUCGUGUAUUCUGUCCAUCUCCACUGGUCUUCACUGUAACACGUUGCCAAGAUCUGCGUAUGGUCUUCCCCAGAAUAGGGAGGACCCCAUUGUCAUCAUACUGGGUAUUCUUUUCCAGAUUGGCCUGCAAAAGAAAGGAAUGCUUCUGAUUACUAGAAAAUACAGCAACAGAAGACCUAGACUCUCCCUGCCCCUUUGUGCCGCCCCCUUCCCACCCCAGACACACACACAGAGAAACCCUGUGAGACAGCUAGUCUUCACAAAAGCAAAAUACCUUCUCCCCACUCCUAGCCCCAAACCAACAGAAAUUGGAAAAUCUGGGCCAUUUUACGGUUGCCAUGUUUUCCUUAUUUGUGCCAAUGUCCAAGUUGCAGAUUUCCCCUUUUUCUGUAUUGUAACAUGUUAGAAAGAUAAGUUGGUAUUGCCAGUUGGAACUUUCUGUCUGGGCAGCCCUAGGGUAACACCCUGCCCUGAACCUCAUGAUUUCAUAGGCUCUUCUUCUCUUAGGGCUCAUGCUCCCCUAAUCCCUAGCAAGACUUAAAGGUGGUCCCUCCUGAUCAUAUUCUUCUCUUUGUGGAAAUUUAUACCUAGAGCCUUCACAGAGGCUACUGAUGAGUUACAUUAAUUCCUGAAUCAGUGGAAUUCUUAAGAGACAAGACAAGCUUCAUGUACACUUGUCACCUCUCUUUCUGCCCUGCCCCCCGUCCCAGCUUCUCAAUAUACCAUCUUAAAGGGUUUUUUUAAGCCCUGACAUUGUCUAGCAAAUGGAGAGCCUAAUUUACCAAAAUGAAACUUGUAAAUUUUUGUGUCCUUGUAUGUAAGUUUACUUUUUAUGGAGGAAAGAUUCUAGAUAAUGACAAAUGAAGAUUACAAAAUGUAUUUUACUCCUGUGAUUAGGUCAUAACUCGCAUGUCGAGUCCCCUCUGGUGAAGGGUAAGAGCCCAGCCUCCAAUGGCCAGCGUUCAAUUGUCCAGGUUCAUUAGUCAAGGUUAAGUUUUAGUACUCAGUAACAAAAUCAUUUUCUUUUCUUUCUUUUUUUUUUCUGUUGUUGUUGUGGAAAAGUGUGAACUUGUUAUUAAGCAUUUGAUUUUCUGUGUCCUUAAGUACUGCCUAAAGAUAAAGCAAAUUUUAAACUGGCAAUUACGAAAAAGAACUAUUUUAGCUCUGAAGAAUUUAGUAGACUUUGUUAGAUUAGGGAGGCCUUACAGACUGACUUGACUUAAAAGAGGACGCGUCACUCACUGUUAGUGUGGUGUGGGCUUUAUUUGCUUAAAUACCUUCAUUUGUAUAGUAUGUCUCACUUGAAAUUGCUUUGUAUACAUUUUGUAAAAAUAUUUAUAAAAUGUUUUGUAAAAAAAAAAAAGUAUAACAAAUUGCAGUUUAUUUUGUUAUGUUGGAUAAAUACUGUUAAAAGAAACCAGUCAGUAACUAUAUUGUUAAUCCAUGGUUAGGAAAUGUUUAGUUGGAGAUUACAAAAUGAAACAACCAUUGCAAUACAGCCAAAGAUUUGGGAAAAUG
Vicugna pacos (alpaca) is the source of this 9292-nucleotide messenger RNA. It is a transcript of the gene BICRAL, whose product is annotated as BICRA like chromatin remodeling complex associated protein. Gene Ontology annotation, cellular component: SWI/SNF complex. Gene Ontology annotation, biological process: positive regulation of DNA-templated transcription. The record is from RefSeq and is a predicted model, not a curated record. Lineage: Eukaryota; Metazoa; Chordata; Mammalia; Artiodactyla; Camelidae.